AUGACGCUACCGCCUACAACAAUCAUCUCGCGCUUCCUCACCCACCCCAAUCAAUUGGGUGUGGUCGCCGUCGGUUUCAAUGGCGGACAGAUGAAGAAGGGUGUCGAGGCCGCCCCGAUGGCCCUGAUUGAGUCGGGCCUGCUCACAGACUUGAAGGAGGACCUCGACUACGAGGUUCACCACGACAACAUCGUCCACUACUACGAGAAUGAUAUCCCCGCCGAGGACCCGGACCACCGUGGUAUGAAGAAGCCCCGCGCCGUCAGUGCCGUCACCGAACGCCUGAGCUCGCAGGUGUAUGAAUACGCCAAGGACGGCAAGUUCGUUCUCACUCUCGGUGGCGAUCACUCUAUUGCCAUUGGCUCUGUCUCUGGAACGGCUAAAGCGAUCCGCGAACGGCUGGGCCGCGAGAUGGCGGUGAUCUGGGUCGAUGCUCACGCCGACAUUAACCUUCCCGAGAUGAGCCCUAGUGGUAACAUCCACGGCAUGCCCAUGGCCUUCUUGACCCGGCUGGCCCGGGAAGACAAGCGCGACAUCUUUGGCUGGCUCCAGGAUGAGCAUAUUGUCAGCACGCGCAAGCUGGUGUACAUUGGUCUGCGUGAUGUCGACCGCGGCGAGAAGAAGAUCCUGCGCGACCACAACAUCAAGGCAUUCAGCAUGCACGACAUUGACCGUCACGGCAUUGGUCGCGUCGUCGAGAUGGCUCUCGCUCACAUUGGCAACGAUACCCCGAUUCACCUGUCGUUCGAUGUCGAUGCGCUGGAUCCCCAGUGGGCGCCUAGCACUGGUACCCCGGUGCGCGGUGGUCUGACCCUGCGCGAGGGCGAUUUCAUUUGCGAGUGUGUGCACGAGACCGGCAACUUGGUGGCUAUGGACCUGGUGGAGGUCAACCCCAGCCUGGAGUCUGUGGGCGCCGCGGAGACCAUCCGCGCCGGGUGCUCGUUGGUGCGCAGUGCGUUGGGCGAUACCCUUUUGUAA
Molecule: messenger RNA, 978 nt
Organism: Penicillium maclennaniae
Lineage: Eukaryota; Fungi; Ascomycota; Eurotiomycetes; Eurotiales; Aspergillaceae
Product: arginase
Exons: 3
Coding region: 1-978 (325 amino acids)
Cellular component (GO): nucleus; cytosol; cytoplasm
Molecular function (GO): manganese ion binding; arginase activity
Source: RefSeq, a predicted model, not a curated record